CCCUGUAUAUGUGUGUGAGUGCGUGCGUGAAAGAGACUUUUAAGCAUGCAGCUUUGAAGUAAUCGUGCAAUCAGAAAUGUAAACUGGAUUGUUAGAAACUAAACCUCAUGGAAUUUACAUGAAUAAUGGACCAAGUGGUAUACCGAGGAGAAAAGAUAAAGACCACAUUGUCUAUACCACAAGAUUUUUGAGGUGAGGAACAUCUAGAUAAGAUAUACAAGUAGCUAUAAUGGAUAUAAAUUAUGAAACCGCGAGUGCUGUAUAUGAAAUAAUUAUACCUGUAUAUAGGCAAGCCUGUGAUUACACAUGAGGCUGUGUGUGUGUGUGUUGUAACUCUGAACAUAUAGACAAGCACAAGUAUCAACUUGUGGACAUGAUAACCUCCACCUCCCAAGAGCAUCCACUGAGCUACUCAGGAAAAGUAUACCUGUUUUCAAAGAGCUUUAAAGUAUACAACACGCUUCCAUACGAGCUCAUGCAAGAGAAUCAUAACAGUGCAGCAUUUUAAAAGAAUAGUGUACACAAACUAUUAACUCCAACUAUAUAAAACUCCCUAUAAUAUUAUGUAUUUUUGUAUGUUUUUUGCAUUGUUUACUUGCGUUUACAGAACCUGCAUGAAACCCACACUACUGUGGAUGCAGCAUUUCCAACCCAUGCAUUCAAAUAAAAAGUUAUCUAUCUACGCAUGCGCAUAUAGCCACACUCACACCCACACCAGCCACAUGGACUAUCUCUGUAUACAUGAACUGAUUGACGUAAUUGAUCUAUAGCUAUACAUACAAGUAGAAUCAAGAGAUUAAUCUACCACUGGGCUUCUGAUCACCACACAACAAAUUGUGCCAAAGCAAGAAAUGCUACCCACUAAAAUUAUAACAGCAGCUGGCAGAGCUGUGAUUGCCAACAGUUCUAGAAUUAUAAAGAGUAUGAGGCCAUCAGGUUCUAGAAUUAUAAAGAGUAUGAGGCCAUCAGGUCCAGUGAUACGACCAUCGGUACCAAGGCCUACAGUGCUACCAAUACCCUACCCUAGCAGAAUUGGGCCUAUCAUUGUAGAGGUCCCAGAAAACCUCUUAGGAGCCGGUAAGUCAGUAUCACUAUGGCCGUGUCUGUGUUCAUCUACAUGCAAAUCUAUACAUACAGUUCUACUAGCAGUUGGCCUUGCUAUUUUCACAGGAAUCAUUGUGUACAAAUCUCGCAACAGAGAUGACAAUAUCUAGGACAAUGUAGUGUUAUUAUCAUGUUAAACUGCUGCUUGCACUGACAAAGUAAACCAAAUACAUGUAUGGUUUCCUACCAAGAGAUUCACUUUGUGGUCAAGUAGCCAAAUCUUAUUGUGCACUUGAAUGCUCUAGU
Halichondria panicea is the source of this 1350-nucleotide messenger RNA. RefSeq lists its product as uncharacterized. The record is from RefSeq and is a predicted model, not a curated record. NCBI's taxonomy places the organism in Eukaryota, Metazoa, Porifera, Demospongiae, Suberitida, Halichondriidae. The coding region runs from base 852 to 1214 and encodes 120 amino acids. The transcript has 7 exons.